This is a messenger RNA of Halichondria panicea, 2935 nucleotides long. RefSeq lists its product as uncharacterized. The transcript is spliced from 6 exons. NCBI's taxonomy places the organism in Eukaryota, Metazoa, Porifera, Demospongiae, Suberitida, Halichondriidae. The record is from RefSeq and is a predicted model, not a curated record. Bases 199 to 2748 code for a protein of 849 amino acids.
ACGUAUUAUAAUUAUUUAUUCCUUUUGUGCAUGUGUGUUUUUUAUUCCUAGUUUGUUGCCAGUCUCUGAUUGCGGUGAUAUCUGCCCACGCUAUCAAUGAAUGUCAUUAUGAUUAAUCAGUCUACCGCAUAGAUACUAGAAUUGUAAGCUAGCUAGCUGUUAGCUAUGUCAAGAAUUGGAAAGUGAAGUGUGUGAAUCAUGGUGGUUAUCGGAAGAUGCAUGUUACCAGGAGUGCAUGUCCUCAUGUUACAUGUGGCACUAAUCACAGUCGUGCUAAUAGUCGCAUCUAAAGCAGUUAGGAGUGAAUUUAUUCUUACUGUCAACUUCAUCAACUACACUAACCCAACCGGACUGUGUGCUGAAUGUGCUGUUCCACUGAGUCAUGUGGCAAGUGCUGACCAGCUAGUACCAGUGUGUUGUGAUGAUCAACCAUUCAGAAACACCAACUGUGACAACACAGGAGAGGGGAGAUGUGACACCAGGUUCCGUUGGACCAUCAGAUCAUUUGGUGCAUCACUAGAGACAAGACCCAGCAUGGGGUACAACUUCACAGACUGUACAAUAUCCUCCAGCACUUGCCCAUUCAGUGAAAUGAGCACAACAUUCGGUCAAGGUCCAACAGCACUACUGGGAGUAACACCCAAUCCUCUGCCUGUUUCAAGUACAGAUUUUACUAUGUGGAUGGGACGAAUCCAGUUUUUCAUAGAAGCAUUGGAUAGUGGACUCCCGAACAUAAUAGACAGUCUGUUGAUUGACCUGGACAACCUCCAACUUGGAGCAGACUUCACAGAGGAGAUGACGUUCACUGGAUACCACAACAUAUCUCACAUGACCAUGAGUUUCAGGGUCGAGUGCUCUCCUGGUUUCUGUGGACCUGACUGUUCCACCACACCUCAGAACAAUCCACAAGUGGCGACAUGUCGAACUGAUGGCACUCUAAGAUGUACUGAUAAUCGAUUAGACCCAGUCUCUAAUUGCACAGCCUGCCUUCUUGGAUACAAUAUUAACCAAAAUUGCUCAACAUGUAUCAGCGUCAACUAUAAUCCUGAUACAAAUUGCUCUUGUUCUAUGGGCACAAGGUAUGAUCGAUUGAAUAACUGUGAAUCAUGUGUGGACACAAACUUCAAUCCUUCUGAUGGUUGCUCAGCAUGUUUGUUGGAAUUCUACAACCCACAGACAAACUGCACCCAGUGCCUACCCAACAGAGAUCUCUCUACCAACUGCACCCAGUGUCUACCAGGCUGGGACAUCACCUCGGACUGUACUAGUUGCCUACCCAACAGAGACCCAGUCACCAACUGCUCCCUCUGCCUACAACCAGACAGGUUCACUGAUACAGACUGCAGUGUGUGUGCUCUACCAGGAGGGGACCCAGCAACACUCUGUCAAACAUGUUUAGCCACUAACUUUGACCCUACCACAAAUUGCUCUCAGUGCAUAGGCAAUCGCAAUCUCGGCUCCAGCUGCUCCACUUGUCUGCCUGGAUACGAUAGUAACCGUGACUGUGCAGUGUGUCUAUCUGGACGAAACAUAUCCAGAAGAUGUACCACCUGUCUGCCUGGAUUCACUGGAAGUAACUGUGAACUUGCAGCCUCUUCCGUUGAUGUUGGUCUUGUGGGUGGUAUAGCUGGUGGAGUGGGUGGAGCUCUCUUCCUGGUGAUCAUCGUCUUGGUGAUUGUUGUAUGUGUGCUCGUGUGUCAAGUUCGGAAAAGAAGUCACAUAAAAUUUAUUUCAGAUGAUGGAGCAGCUCGUACUGCUUACAAUGACGCUGGAACUGGAACUGGAACUGGAUCGUUAGCAGAACAUAAGUUUCUGAAUCCGAUAUAUGGCCCUGGAUUGGAAAUGGACUUAAAGACUGGAACAGGAUCAUCAGAUGAUCACGCAUUUACUAAUUCACUGUACGAGACCUCAAACGUGCGCACAGAAGAUGAUUACUCUCACCCUAGUGUCAACCCACCUUCACAUACGGUAAAAACAGGCACCCAGGAUCUCACGUCUACUCUCGAUGGACCAAUGUACGAUACAGCCAGCUAUCUUGAUGACAACCUGCCGAGAGAAAGCUCACCUGUUUACGACACAGCUGAUCAUACUCAUCGACCACCUCCUACCAACCCACAGGAUGAAGACUAUUCUAAACUGCGUCAACCUCCGGUAAUAAGCAUAACACCUUCUCUGGCUGACUAUGACACGGCCACAUUUAUCGAGCAGCCGGUCUAUGACGAAGCCUUCCCUCCUCCAGACGAUUCACUUUCUAAGAAGGGGACCAGGCAUCCAUCAAAGUCUGCUGGAGCUUAUGAAGAGAUUGACGAUGAUGAUAUCCGUGGGAGAGACGAGUACGAUACAACUUACCCCCCUCCUGCAGUUAUACCUAGUGUUAACAUGUACUCGAAACUGGGUAAGCAUGAAGCUGAGCUUCCUGCAUACGAUGUAGCGAAUAAUCAUUACCCAAAACAGGUGCAGCCUAAAGCUCCACCUCCUAAUGGAAGUCUGUACGAUACUGCCAAUUAUCCCCAAGAACAAGCAACUCGACCUGAACAUGAUUAUGCAGAAACUAGUGACUUUCUUCCUACUUCGAUAAAAUCUCUUCAUACUUUGAUGAAAGAGGAAACGUCUCAACGCACUUGUGAUUAUGCAGAUGCAAAUGAAUUCCUUUCUGGUUCCUCCUCUGUCAAACAUUCGUAUGACUACGUAGACAAUCCUAUAGAUGAUACGAAUGCAUUGCCCCCUGCAUUGGCCCCCCCUGGCUAGCUCUUUGUACACAAACACAACACGAACCUGGCCGAAUCUCAUGUGACCUAGGGCAGUGAGUGGACAUGUUCGUUUGUAUAUUUAUAAGGAAGUACGUGUCUGUUUGUGUGUUGCAUGUUGUACCUUCACUUUUGGUUCACUUGAAUUGUAAAGCUUUAUAAUCAUAAUAACCCAUUUCUUUUUACAC